Molecule: messenger RNA, 1397 nt
Organism: Durio zibethinus
Lineage: Eukaryota; Viridiplantae; Streptophyta; Magnoliopsida; Malvales; Malvaceae
Product: ethylene-responsive transcription factor ERN1-like
Biological process (GO): regulation of DNA-templated transcription
Molecular function (GO): DNA binding; DNA-binding transcription factor activity
Source: RefSeq, a predicted model, not a curated record
AUAAAACAACAAAUAGAAGAAAUGACAGACACAAGAAAACACAGCAUAAUGAAUCCUACGAUGGUUACCCAAAUUUGCUUAUAGAAAACUCAGACAUCCUUUCAAACCUAUAAAUAUAAAUCCCCAUCGUCCAUUGAAAAACAACCAAGUAGAUAUUCCCUGAGUCCUUCAUUUCGUCUCUCCCAAAUAAACUUUAUCCCCUUGUCUUCAAUCCUAGAUUUUCUUUGUGCCUGAUACCAAUGGAAAUUCAGUUCCAACAACAAAAGCAGCAGCAAUUGCAUCAAAGAUCAAGCAUUCCUGUUAGAAAAGGGAGCAAAUUGAAGGGAAGAAAUAAAAACAACAAUAAGGUUAACAAGUUUGUUGGAGUGAGGCAAAGGCCUUCUGGCAAAUGGGUAGCUGAAAUUAAAGACACAACAAAGAAUAUCAGGAUGUGGCUUGGUACCUUUGAGACUGCUGAAGAAGCUGCUAGAGCUUAUGAUGAAGCUGCUUGCCUUCUCCGCGGAGCCAAUACUCGAACCAACUUCAUUACUCAAGUGUCCUUGGAUUCCCCUCUUGCUUCUCGGAUUCGAAAUCUUCUUGACAGCAAAAAAGGAGAUAAACAACAACAAAGUGUUCUAGUCUCAGCCCCGACAACAAGUACCACCACAACUUUUGGCCCCAGCCCCAGCACCAGCAGUAGUUCUAGCAGUAGUAGUUGCAGUAGUAGUGGUGGCUUAAGCAAUGAGAAUUCUUCUGCUAGUGGAAUGGUUCAAGAUACUCAGUUGUUUGAUGUUGCAUAUAAACCUGAUAUGAGCAACUGCACAAGGGAAUUUGGGUUUGCUUCUUCUCAAUCUGAUUUUUCUUAUACCUAUGAAUCAGGGUUUGAUAGGUUUCUUUAUACACAAGAAAUCAUGAAUUUGCCAAAGAAUGUUCUUUUGCCUGAGGAAACAGGCUCUGAGUUAACAGAAUUCCAAAGAAUGAAAGUUGAAAGGCAGAUAUCAGCAUCACUUUAUGCAAUGAAUGGAGUGCAAGAGUAUAUGGAAACUGUCCAUGAUUCUGGUGAAGCCUUGUGGGAUCUUCCACCAUUAUGCUCUUUGUUCUCCUGAGUGAUAGAUAUGCUUUUCAUUUGGUCUUUGCUUCCGUUUCUCCUUAUAAAAUCAAGAGAGUAGAUGAUCAUGUAGGUUUUGUUGCAAGCUUUUGUAAAGUUUACAAGGACAAAAAAUAGCCAGAGAUAAAGAGAUGAUUUCCAUUUUGUAAAAUGCCAACAAAUACACAAAAUUGAGAAAAUCAUACGAAGGUCUCCUAUAUCUCUUAAUACAAAGUCUAAGCAAUCAUGCUGAUUUAAAUAUGCCCUUUCGGUUAUUAUUUACUUUGCCAUGUUCUAAAAUUUCAUUAUAAACACGCAUAUAUGAUGAUCA